Messenger RNA from Microbotryum saponariae, 1116 nucleotides. Lineage: Eukaryota; Fungi; Basidiomycota; Microbotryomycetes; Microbotryales; Microbotryaceae. The record is from the annotation of a GenBank genome assembly.
AUGCAGCAGAACGCUUCCUCGAUCAAGACCGUCGUCGUAGGUGAUGGCGCCGUAGGAAAGGUCAGUCCCAGCAAGCACGGAGACGGACGGAGCAUUCUUCCCCGAGAUGCGCUGACCGCAGGUGGCUUGCGUGCACGGAUCUUUUGCUGCGAUAGACAUGCCUCUUGAUCUCUUACACGACCGUAAGCUUACCCUUGCGAGGCUCACGAGAGCAUCCCUCGAAGGAGCGAUACUAAUGCCGAUCUGACUCCUCCCCCCCUCCCCCUCGGCGUCACUCUUUUACCUCAUCUACGGGCUUCAUCAGAACGCUUUCCCCGUGAGUCCAUUUCGAGGUUCGUCUACGCGGCGGGAACUGGAUCACUGAUGAGCUGUUCUCGAUUCGCUCCCCAGGGUGAAUACAUUCCCACCGUGUUCGACAACUAGCAAGUCCCAGCUCCCCCAGUCCAUUCGAAGCCAAGCUCCCCUCAUCUAACCACCCAAACCCCCCUUCCUCUCCACCACAGCUCGGCGAAUGUCAUGGUCGACGGGAAACCGAUCAACCUCGGACUGUGGGAUACGGCCGGUCAAGAGGAUUACGAUCGUCUGCGCCCCCUGUCCUACCCCCAAACGGACGUGUUCCUCAUCUGCUUUUCCCUCGUUUCGCCGCCUUCGUUCGAGAACGUCAGGACAAAGGUGAGCUUUCUAAAUCAAACCCUUCCACUCUUGAACGAACUCUGACGCCCCUAGCUCCCACGAACAGUGGUACCCCGAGAUCUGCCACCACGCGCCCAACAUCCCCUUGAUCCUCGUCGGCACGAAAUUGGACCUACGAGAAGACGCCGACACGAUCAACAAGUUGCGCGAACGACGGAUGGCCCCGAUCGCGUACCAACAGGCCGCUCAAAUGGCCAGGGACAUCGGAGCCGUUCGGUGCGUAGAACGCUGAGCACGUACUGAGCUCGAAGAGAGAUCGUUCGAACUGAGCUGGUUUGCGGGCCCCUUUUUCGCAGGUACUUGGAAUGCUCGGCCCUGACGCAAAAGGGCUUGAAGACGGUCUUUGACGAAGCGAUUCGAUGCGUCUUGGCUCCUGCGGCAACAGAGAAGAAGAGAAAGCCAAAGGCUUGCGUCAUCUGUUAA